AUGACAACCGGAUCGAACGAUUUCUACUAUUCAAACAAAUACGAGGACGAUGAGUACGAGUAUCGACAUGUUCACGUCACCAAGGAUAUUGCCAAAUUGAUUCCAAAAAAUCGACUCAUGUCGGAGACUGAGUGGAGAAGUCUCGGAAUUCAGCAGUCUCCAGGAUGGAUUCACUACAUGAUUCACGGACCAGAGCGUCACGUUCUUCUCUUCCGCAGAGCUCUCGAAAAAGCAACAACAUCGAAGACGGGAGUGCGUGGUGGUGGAAAUCCUGUUGGAGUUCGCUAG
Caenorhabditis remanei is the source of this 288-nucleotide messenger RNA. RefSeq lists its product as uncharacterized. Gene Ontology annotation, molecular function: histone binding; ubiquitin binding; cyclin-dependent protein serine/threonine kinase activator activity. Bases 1 to 288 code for a protein of 95 amino acids. The record is from RefSeq and is a predicted model, not a curated record. The transcript is spliced from 2 exons. Gene Ontology annotation, biological process: regulation of mitotic cell cycle. Gene Ontology annotation, cellular component: SCF ubiquitin ligase complex; cyclin-dependent protein kinase holoenzyme complex. Lineage: Eukaryota; Metazoa; Nematoda; Chromadorea; Rhabditida; Rhabditidae.